Messenger RNA from Aspergillus ibericus CBS 121593, 3377 nucleotides. Its product is annotated as putative C2H2 finger domain protein. Gene Ontology annotation, molecular function: RNA polymerase II cis-regulatory region sequence-specific DNA binding; zinc ion binding; DNA-binding transcription factor activity, RNA polymerase II-specific. Gene Ontology annotation, cellular component: chromatin. NCBI's taxonomy places the organism in Eukaryota, Fungi, Ascomycota, Eurotiomycetes, Eurotiales, Aspergillaceae. Gene Ontology annotation, biological process: regulation of transcription by RNA polymerase II; DNA-templated transcription. The transcript has 2 exons. The coding region runs from base 211 to 3285 and encodes 1024 amino acids. The record is from RefSeq and is a predicted model, not a curated record.
UUGCUCCUCCUCCUGAGCUCUCGGGACCGACUUCCCUUUGCUGAUGAAACCCAUCUGUGAUUUCCGAUCUGAUGAGCGUUUCUGACACAAGCAAGAUCUUUGCGGGUGAUCUUCGGGGUGUUGGCUAAGGCUUAGACCCACACGAGGUGUCAAAGAAAGGGGCGCAAAACGAUUGUAUCACACACAAAGCAUUCGGUUUUUCUCGGCAAGAUGACCUUGGCUCUGGCUGCAAUGACCCCGCUGGCCUCGGGGCCCAAAGGUAGUCAUAACUCGAAUUCGGAGGUGGAUAUGAUGGUAGAAAAUGAUGCGAUCCAUGCGGCACUGAAUGGACCCCCACGCAAGAGAAAAAGGACCCGAAAGGUUCAAACAGACCGCAAGUUCGAAUGUACAUUUGAUGGAUGCGGCAAGAGUUACUCGCGAGCGGAGCAUUUGUACCGCCAUCAACUAAACCACACCCCCAAGCAAAUCUACCGAUGCGAUUUCCCAGAUUGUUACCGAUCCUUUGUGCGACAAGACCUAUGCGUACGGCAUAGAGAACGUCAUACUACCCAGGGAUCGCAAUUGCAGAAGCGUGAUCACUUCGCUCAGGCAGCAGCAAGUAACGGCAACCUACGAAAGCCACAGCUAACACAAACCAUGCCUCAGAUGAACGGCAGCCAGGCCUCGCCUCUUAUUCCUCUCUCAUCCCCUAAAUACCCGUCCACUCAGGCGUCAAUAGAAGGUCGGAUGGAAAUCAGUGCUCCAAGCCAGCACGUUCCUAUACCAUCACCUCCGGGAUCCGUUGAAAUGGGCCAGGCGUUUAGCUACCAGACCUUGGUCUCACAUCAUAGCGUUGAGCUCUCAGAUCCUACAUUUUCGCGGUCGAACAGUUCGAGCAACCAUACUCUCAGCUCCCCACCCGGACAUUCGAGCACGACAACGUUUAGUCCACCCGACAUACAAGCUGCGUCUCAUGCUGUGCUCAAUCGUCAUUCUUCUGGCAAGCCUUCGCCCAAAGCCAGAGAUCUGGGCCAAGACGCUCGAUCGCGCCACUCCUUGACCGAAAUUAGUUCCAUCUCACAUGAUAUUCAUGGAUCAUCGCUGGGUCAUUCCGCUUCCUACCCGGGCUUGCAGAUGCCUAUAGGAGGAUACACAGAUAUUUCGAUGGCGCCGGCGACUUCUUCAACAUCGACAUCUCUGGACCCAGUGGCACUCGAUUCUAUGUCUGGAAUGAUGACUUCCGGGCCGACAGUGGGAGACGGCGGUUUCGACUCGCUGGCCUCCUGCGUUUAUCCGGUCUUCGGCGGGGAAGCCCACAACCGGUCCCCGUUCGCAAUGGCAGACGAUUUCACCGCCUGGCUGUUCAACGAUCCCGUCACUGGUUCACCAUCGACGGGAUACCCUGCAGCUACCAAUGUGGUUCCAAACUACUUGGAUGCCGUCCAAUUGCAGAAUCAAUUUUUCAUAAGUGAUCCUGCAUAUGGCAGCUUCUUAAGCGGUGUCAUUCCGCAUCACCCCAUGAGCGUGACUAGUAUCCUGGAUCCUGGAUCACCUCGGGCCAUCAUGUCCGAGGAGAAGAGACAAGAACUCCUAGCGCUCAUGAGUUCUAGGUUCAAUGAGGCCUUCUAUUCGGUAGCAGCCAAGCGGAAGGAUGCUCUUAUGGAGGGUGAUAUUGACGACGAUGACCAUGUUCUCAGUCUACGCAUGAUGCAGACGUACAUCGGUUCGUAUUGGUAUCACUUCCACUCCCAGCUACCCAUCCUGCAUCGUCCGACAUUUGUGGCUGAUAAAGCUCCCAAUCUCCUUUUGCUCGCCGUGAUGGCCAUUGGUGCAUCGACUUUGGAUAAAAUUCACGGACCGGAGGUGACGGAGGCGGCAUCUGAGCUGGCAAACUUCAUUGCAUGGCAUCUACGGACAGAGCUUUUUAUGGACGGGGACUUUCGUCCGCCAGCCAAGCUCUGGAUUUUCCAAGCGUUGCUGCUGCUAGAGGUAUAUGAAAAGAUGUUCUCUACGCGUGCGCUGCACGAGCGGGCGCAUAUCCAUCAUGACACUACACUCACGCUGAUGCGACGCGGUAGCUCAUUGAUUGGUCGCUCCGCGUUAGAGUCGCCUGCAAGCUUGCGGGAAGACCGGCAGGCCCGGUCGGCCUCUGGAUCGACAAUGGCGCCAGAUUUUGCGGCUGAGGAGUCAUGGACUCACUGGAUCAAGGCCGAGGCUACGAGGCGAGUGGCCUUUGCGGCUUUUGUGUUGGACUCCACCCACGCCACAAUGUUCGGGCACUCGGCUAAGAUGGUCGCGCACGAGCUUCGGUUGCCUUUGCCUUGUGAUGAAGCGCUGUGGUCUGCAACCAGCGCCUCAGAGGUGGCUCGCGUGCAAUCGAGCCUGCAUGCCAACGGCGUCAAGCCCGUCAUGUUUCUAGAUGGGCUCAAGAAAACUCUUAACGGCCAGCGGGUCCGGACGAAUGCCUUUGGCCGGACGAUCCUCAUGGCUGGAUUGCUAAGCGUCAGCUGGCAUAUGAACCAACGAGACCUCCAGGUGAGCUCACUAGGCGGCCCGCCGGCGCUGGGGGGCCGGGACAAAUGGCGGUCAGCGCUGUUGCGAGCUUUUGAUAAUUGGCGACGAGACUUUGAUGAAGCGCUGGGCCAGUCAGGAUCCGGGCCGUUCCCAAGUGGAUACCGUCCCCGGCAUCCUCUCGAUGACGACAACGUCUUCGAGUCGCGCGACGUGCUGCAUGGAUUAGCACACAUGGCUUCUCACGUUGAUAUCGUUGAUUGUCAGAUCUUUGCUGGUGCCGGUCGGCUCAUGGGACGGUCCAUAACCCCGAGAGACUACAAAGCUGCGCGCGAAAAAAUGGUGGAUCGAUGGGCCACGAAGGCGACCGCCCGCGAUGCCACAUUCUAUGCCUUGAAGUUCUUGUCUGAGUGCCUUUUGGAUGAGAAACGGGCUUUGAAUGAAGAUGGCGAACUGUAUUCCGGCCGGGACGACUACCUCCUCAACCGGCCGUGGGUGUUGUACGUUGCGGCACUUGUGGUCUGGUGCUAUGGAUAUGCAUUGGAAGGGCCUAUCGCUACUCCUGUCAAGCUGGCCACCCCUGCUGAGCAGCAGCGCGACAUGCAGGAGUUUCUUCGACGGGUAGGCGGUGUUCGUGAGCCCAGCGACUUGGAGUCGAUGAGAGGACGCAACCGCUGUAUGGGCUUGUUGUUGAUUCUCCGUGACGGGUUCACUAACACUCGCUGGGAAUUACUGACUGAGGCGGGCAACCUGCUCAGCAGCUGUAUAGACAAGCUGAAUGGGGGAGCAGCUUGAACAUUUCACCAGUACAUUCUUGUUUCAUGUCUGUGUAUAUAGCGUCUGGGCGGACUUUCGUUUCUUUUGUACAUGUGAGGUGCGUCAAUUGU